Molecule: messenger RNA, 1409 nt
Organism: Cladocopium goreaui
Lineage: Eukaryota; Dinophyceae; Suessiales; Symbiodiniaceae
Source: the annotation of a GenBank genome assembly
GAUCCUUGAAGGAUCCUUUUGAAUCCAUUCUUUUUGGCUCCAGUCCUCCUGGCAGCUCAAUUUGGUGGCGUUUUCAAACCAAUUUCGAGCCAUGCUUCGCCUCGCAUUACUCUGCAUCGUAGCGGCGGCUGUAGCGGCUGUAGCGGCUGAUCAGAACACCGCAGCCGCCUCGGAUGUGGAUGCAUGCAAGGGUGAGCCAGGAGAGCUCGGUGAGAGUGCUUUGGUACAGCUUGGGACUGCAGCCCAGAAGGGGAUCGGAGGGGCAGCCACCGAAGCCAUCGAGGCCAGCAACUCGACGUCCAACGAGAAGUCCAGCGAUGAAUCCACCAGCAGCCGCAGGCGUCGCAGCCGAAGGCGUCGCAGCCGUCGCAGGGCUGGCACCUACACUGGGACGAUUCCCUACAAAGUUCAGGUCUACUGUGGUUUGAGUUGGCUCACACUUUGUUCAGAUGUUCCCAAGAAUUGGGAGCAGCACACUGGAGCCUUUGACCCGUCAAUGUCCACCGAGCCGCAAACAGCCUCGAAUCGAAGAAGGUCCACAAUGAACUACAUCACGCUGGGCGGUGAUGGAGUGACAGGGGACCUUCCCACAUCCAAGACGAUUACAACCUGGAUGUCAUCAUUGAAAGCCGACAACUUGGAUUUUGACUUGGAAGGAAGUAUCAAAAAUGGUUUCUCAAGCUCUUAUACUUUGCUUUCGGCGGUCCAGGGCUCAAGCUCAAGCACCAAGGGUCAAGCGACCUGCUUGGUGAGUCAAUACGAGAAUGCAGUACCCUACAAGGAUGACUUCGACUACUUUGGCAUCAUGAUUCAUGGGAGUUCGAUGACCUCUGGUUCAUAUACCAUUCCAUCACCCGACCCAACAACUGGCACCACAUGGACAGAUAUCCAGAAGUGGCUGGAUUCUGAAGUCCCAAACGAGAAGAUCGUUCUCUCCCUGACCACCGUUGGCCUUGAGGCCUAUAUGGUGGAUUGGUUCAAAUCGCUCAUUGCGGAGUACGGCCUCGCAGGGAUGUCAUUCUGGUACUGGCAGGGAGACGAUAACCAGUUGGACUCCUCCAUCUCCAUUGACUGCAUCCAGGAUCAGGGCACUCAGUGCGACUCCAGCAGUUCCUUCAAAUGCAGUCAGGUCUGCAACGGUGGCGAUGCCGACGGAUAUUGCUGCGACUCCGACUCGAUCACAUACAUCAAGGGCACGGCAUACAAAUGCUCCGAUGGCCUAGAAGCCUGCUGUGGAGGGGCUGACUCGACCACCUAUUGCCAGAAGGUUUAGUGAGUUUCAUGACAAAAAUGUGGAUCUGUGUGGUAUCCGGAAUCCAUUGGAAUCCAUUGGAAUCCAUCCAUUAAUGCAGUUAGUGGUAUCUUUAUGGUAUCCUCCCAACUUUCCACACCAAGUUGUUGAUGAAUGC